AUGGAGGCGGACCUCGCCGAGUGGGAGGCCACCAUCUCGCCACCUGCCAGGGACGUGCUCGACGAAAUGCACGUGAAGAAAAGUGAUUUGUAUGAUGGUCGGCAUAUGUGGGGUUUUACGGUGAAGGACAUAAAAAACAUGAAGGUGGAGAAAGUUUGGGAGGAAAGAGACGAUGAUCUUAACAAGCUUCUGCAAUUCUUCAGGGAGUGUAAGAAUAACGAUGAGUACUUCUACUGGGAUGUGGAUGCAGAUCCAAAAACUAGGGUGCUGAAAAACAUAUUCCGGAGCCAUGCAAGACAGAUGGCUGAGUACAGAGACUUUGGAGAUGUCAUUACAUUUGACACGACAUACAAAACAAACAGCCAGCACAUGCCACUAGCCAUGUUUGUUGGGGCAAACAAUAACUUGAAGAAUGUAACAUUCGGGCAAGUGUUGAUUGGUGAUGAAUCAACUGGAUCAUUCAAGUGGUUGUUUGAGACCUUCAAGAGCUGCAUGGGUGGUCGGCAGCCUCAUGUGAUCCUAACAGGUGAGGAUCCAGCUAUGAGGCAAGCAAUAGGGAUGGUGUUUGAUAGAACACAACAUAGAAACUGUCGCUGGCACAUCCUGAGGCCGUGGGAGUAUGAGCUGGACCAGCUGUACAUCCAACACAAGAAUAAGAAUUUGAAAGAAAGAUUGGAAUCUCUGAUAAAUUAUCCACUUGGGCCAACGCAAUUCGAGAUCGAAUGGAUAAGGCUAGUUGAUGAAUGUGGCAUUGCUGAAAACCCCGCAAUAAAAGCCAUGUGGGAUAAGAGGGAGAGGUGGAUAGCAGCUUAUUUCAAGGGGAUGUACUGUGGGAGAAUGACAUCGACACAAAGAUCUGAAAGCCAGAACAUGGUCCUUAAAGAUGGCUAUGUUAAUGAGAGUACAAGCCAGCACGUGUUUGCUAAAAGGAUGUUGUACUCACUUCAACAUGCAGACCACAUGGAUGCCGGCGAGACACACUACGCCCAGGCUGUGCUAGUGCGAGCAUGCAAAGCAAAGUUUGAUAAUCAGCUAAGCAGGGUGUACACAAGGGCUGUAUACCAAGAGUACAAGAAGCAGUACAAUAACAUCACAACAUUUGUGAUUGAGCCUAAUCCAGAUCCAAGAAUAAGGGAGCUGGUGAAUACAGCUGUUAAUACAAACAGUGGAAACAUACAGGUUAGGAAGAUACCAGAGAAAUACAUACUAAAGAGGUACACUCGUGAUGCAAGAGAAGAAGUUAUGUGGGAUAGGCACGAUGGUGUGCGGAUCGGUACACAAACAAGCAAAGAGCAGUGCAGGAUGUCGAAGCUGCUACCUAAACUGAUGAGGCUUGGAAGAGCGGGGAGUAAGUCAGACCAUGCUUAUGAAGAAACCAACAGGCUGCUGGACAAGAUUACUUCGGGCAUUGAAUUAUUUCCGAGAAGUGUAGAUGAUGAAUCAUCAGACCCUGCCCCAUCAACAAAUGGGUCAGCUGUAACAUCUGGAGGUGUUGACACUGAUUCACCGCCGUCAUCAGCCCUGUUACAUGCUGGGGUGUUGCUAAUUGAGCCACCAGUGUCUCGCACAAAAGGCCGGGGGCCUGGAAAACAAAAGAAAAAAGAUGUUGAGGCUCCACUUAAUGGCACGCCACUAAGCACAUACACAAGGGCGAACUAUGGUGAUAGGGAAUGCAACAGCUGUGGGGUCCGAGGUACGCUUUACAGCACAACAUGCCCAAUAAACCCUGAUCGAAGCAAAUCAGCAGAAAUGCGUGCAACCAAGAAAAGUACCAAAAUAAAUGAUGGCCCCCCGAGGAAGAGAGGACGGCCAAGGAUCGUGAAGGAUUUGCGUGAGGGAGAUGAUCUGGAUAAAGAUGAAUGA
This is a messenger RNA of Panicum virgatum (switchgrass), 1863 nucleotides long. RefSeq names its product protein FAR1-RELATED SEQUENCE 5-like. Bases 1 to 1863 code for a protein of 620 amino acids. Gene Ontology annotation, biological process: regulation of DNA-templated transcription. The transcript is spliced from 7 exons. NCBI's taxonomy places the organism in Eukaryota, Viridiplantae, Streptophyta, Magnoliopsida, Poales, Poaceae. The record is from RefSeq and is a predicted model, not a curated record.